AUGACACCAAAAUCUGUGCUCUACCGUCUACUCACGGACGAGCCCGACUACGAGGGCAUCGUCAACAAUUUCAUCGAUCAUGUGCGAUGUCGUCCGGAGGAGAGUCAAGCCACGGCCAACUCGGUCAGAAAUGGAAAGCUUCACGAGCGAUUUUCCCUCUUUGUAAUGCUACCGGCCGAGCUCCGACAAAAGAUCUGGAAGAUGUCGGUCGAUCCAGUUCUGGUCACCGGUUACCUCACAGCCCCUCGAGGUCUGAUCAGCAAUUCCGUGGUGCUAAGCAACUACACCGGUCCCGGAAACCGCUCAUUCCUGGGAACUCGAGACCACUACCAGGAAAUCAGACUUUUCCAAAUCAACCGGGAGAGCCGCGAGUUGGCUUUUGCGUACUGGGGAAGCCCACUGCCAUCGUCAAAAGGGGAGCUUCCCGCCUAUUUGUUCAACACACACACGGACACCCUGGCCAUCCAGCUGAGCUACUCGCACCUCUCUCGCAACAGAACUGCAAGAUCUAAUGUCAUCUACGAGUCUUCACCCUGGCAGGGAAUAGGUCGACCCGAGGUCGCUGCCCAGGCGCCUACUGCCAUGCUGAGCCGAAUUCACCGGAUCGAGCUCCAGCUCGACCGCGUCGAGGACCUGCAACCCGGCGGCUAUGACUGGACCCGCCCUGGUGCGACCAACCCAUUCACAUUUCUCUUCCAUUUCCGCAACCUCCGCCACCUCAGCUUCGUCUUCCGCCGCCCCCGACUCAUCGACAUUCCGCAAACCACAGAAGGAAUAACCGUGAUCAAUGUAAAUCGUGUCUUGCCAGUCACUGAAGCCGUCAAGCUCUACGACUACUACCACCUCGAGACCAUCCAGUGCCUUCACAGCUUUGUUCGCCUCUUCCAGAACCCCAGCACGCAGGACGAAGCCAAGACGGCGCUGCGCAACCUCCGCACCAUCAGCAUCACGGCCAAUCCGAUGUCCCUGAGACUCGAUCCGUAUUGGCUUCCCAACCGGCACAUGCACGCACGCAUAGCCAAGAUUCCCAAGGGCGCGUCGCCGCUUGCUUGUGCGAAUGACAAUAACAGUUUGGAGGUGGUGAGCCCGGUUGUCCCUGGUAACCUAGGCUCAAAUGGGUCCAUGCUUGAGGUUAAUGAUCUGGUUUGGGCUGUUUAUAACGCUAUGGAAUCGGCGUUAGCCGAAGCCGGACCCGGGGGCGUCGCUGCCCCUCCGGAAGAUGAAGAUGGCUCUACCUUCUCUGCAUAG
Neurospora tetrasperma FGSC 2508 is the source of this 1248-nucleotide messenger RNA. RefSeq lists its product as uncharacterized. The coding region runs from base 1 to 1248 and encodes 415 amino acids. Lineage: Eukaryota; Fungi; Ascomycota; Sordariomycetes; Sordariales; Sordariaceae. The transcript is spliced from 2 exons. The record is from RefSeq and is a predicted model, not a curated record.